AUGGAUUCUCCGCUCGCUACUAACAGCAGCAGCGAAAUCAAGUCUCCUGCUACCCUCGAGGACUCCAACCAAGCCUCGCGAGCAAACUCUGUCGACAGCAGCAGCACCCCAGCCGCCGGGAAGUCAGAUGUCGUACCAGCUGGUGCGAGUGCUUUGGAGCAACGGAUUGUCGAAGACCCCUUUGAUGCCGACGCUUGGUUGACGCUGUUGAACGAUGCUGAGAAGGAAGGCGAGGUUGCUCGUGUGAGAGAUGUCUAUGAGAGGUUCUUGAAAGUGUUUCCUUCCUCGUCUAGGUAUUGGAUCCAGUACGCCGAGUUUGAACUCAAGCAUCAUCAUUUUACCGAGGUAGAGUCCAUCUUUCAGCGCUGUCUCCGUUCCGUCCUGUCUGUAGAUCUCUGGAAGUACUAUCUGAAUUAUAUUCGUCGUAUCAACACUGGCCCCGAAUCCAAGGACAUUAUCACAAAGUCGUAUGAUUUCGUGCUGCAGCACGUUGGACUCGACCGGGACUCGGGACCCAUCUGGAGCGACUAUUUGUUCUUCUUGAAGUCUGGCCAGGCUCAAAACACUUGGGAGGAGCAGCAAAAGAUGGAUGCGAUGCGCCGUGUCUUCCAGAAGGCUGUAUGUAUUCCUCUCAACAACGUCGAGAACAUCUGGAGAGACUACGACACGUUCGAGAAUGGACUCAACAAGUUGACGGCGAAAAAGUUCUUGCAGGAGCGUUCAGCAGGAUAUAUGACGGCCCGUAUGAUGUGGAAGGAGCUGCGCAAGUUGACGGACGGGAUUAACAGGAACUUGCUCCCUCGACCUGUCAAGUGGACCGAGCGGGAAUUGCAUCAGCUGGAGCAAUGGAAGCGCUAUAUUCGUUGGGAGCAAUCGAACCCUCUCAACUUUGAGGACCCGUCGGCUUUGUCGGCCCGUGUUGCCUGGACGUAUAAGCAGGCGUUGUUGUCGAUGCGGUUUUACCCCGAGAUUUGGUUCGAGGCAGCCAACUAUUUCAACGAGAUUGGUCGUGCGGAUGAGGCGGUGGCGAUGUUGAAGAACGGAUGCGAGAUCAUGCCAACAAGUUUCUUGCUUCAUUUCGCCUAUGCCGAGAUGGAGGAGACACGCAAGAACUUCAAGGAGAGCCGAGCUUCGUAUGAGGCGUUGGUCAAGAACCUGACAGAGAAAAUCGACGACAUGAACACCAAGGUCGAUCAGGAAGUCCAAGCUGCAAAGGCGGCUCUAUUGGCGGAGCAGCAGCUUCUUGAUGGCAGUGGAGCGGGUUCGAACAAGAAAGUGCGCGAUAUCGAGGAGGUUGAUGGAGAGAUGCGUGAGCGCGAGCGUGAAGAACUUAAGAAGCGGACCAAGGAGUUGCAACAGUAUGAGAAACUGGCCAGGAAGGAAGUCGAGGAGAUGAUCAAGGGCUGCGGUCUUGCCUGGAUCAUGUUUAUGCAGUUUAUCCGUCGUACUGAGGGCACUUCUCAGUGGAGGCACGUCUUUGGUCGCGCUCGUCGCUCGAACGCCUGCCCCUACCAGGUCUACAUUGCGGCGGCAUUGCUGGAGUAUCACUGCACCAAGGACACCACUAUUGCAGGAAAGGUCUUUGAGGUCGGGUACAAGUCGUUUGCAGAUGAGACUGCCUAUGUGGACCAGUACCUCGAGUUUUUGAUUCAGCUGAACGAUGACAGCAACGCCAGAGCCCUGUUUGAGCGAGCUCUCAUCAACAUGUCGCCGGAGAAGGCUCGUCCUCUCUGGGAAAAGUUUUCAGAGUACGAGAACAAGUAUGGCGAUUUGGCCGCGAUCAACAAGGUCGAAAAGCGUCGUCGGGAGGUCUACCCUGACGAUUCUGUCAUCAGUUGCUUCGCAUCCCGGUACAGCUACAACGAGCUCAAAGUCAUCGAAGAGAUGGACAUGGGCGCCAGCAUCCGCAAGAACAUUCAUGUGCCGGCAUUGUCAGACUUUUCAAGUGAUUUCCCACCACCACCGGCUGUUGAUUUGGACAAUGCUGCUCGCCCUGGUCGACGACCCCUGAUGGAACCCGUGCAUGUAGACUUGUACCCACGACCUGAUUUCGCUAUGUGGAACAGCUACCGUGUUUACCCCGAUAUGAUCCGUAAACCACCAACCUCAGCCAGGGAUUCGCGACCAGGUGAUAUGGAUACAGUUCCACAUCCUCACGGAGGUGAUCGUGACCGAGACCAUGAUGGUCAUGAUGGCGACAGAAGAGGUUCUCCAGGACCAGGACCAGGAUUCGCGCCCAAGCCGCCAAUGCCUCCUCAUAUCCCUCCACCCAUGCCUCCUCAGGCUAUGGGUUCCUCUUCUCAGAUCCCACCGCCUCAGCCUAUUCCACAGCAUCAGCAACAGCAGCAACAGCAACAGCAAGGACCUUUGGUUGUCCCUGGUUGGACGUUAGGACCUCAUGGGUUGAUUCCAGACGCUGUGGCGUUCUUUUUGUCAAACUUGCCUCCAGCUGCAGGAUUCAAUGGGCCUAUCUUGCAAACGCAAGAUAUCAUGGACUUGAUUCGGGCAGCACAGAUCCCUGUUGGGCAAAGUAUGGUUGUGCCACCACCGGUGCCUGUUCCUACUGGUCCCUCUGGCGGUAUGGAUCGGGAUGGACGAGGUCGAGAUAUGGGUGAACACCGUGAUCCCCGUGGUGGGGAUGGACGGGACCCUCGAGAGUUUGAUUAUGGUGGAGGAAGGGAUAACCGUGACCCACGUGAUCCAAGGGAGAGAGGAGGCGAUCCCAGAGAUCCUCGAGGCGACCCUAGGGAUCGUGAUCUCCGCGAUCGGAGUGACCCUCAUCCAAGAGGUAACGACCCCCGUGGCAUGAUGCGUGGUGGAGGAGGAGGAGGUGACCGUGGUGGAUUCCGGCCUCGUGGUGGGCCAUCUUCGGCAGGGCCAAGUGGUCGUGGUGGUAUGAAGAGGAAAGGACGGGAGUAUGAUGAUGAGAUGGGAGGAGGAAGUGGCGGUGGAGGUGGAGGGGAUUUCCGGGGACAUAUGCCAGGAGUGAAUCGGCCACCAGAGUAUGAUGUCUUCCGGUCUCGGCAGCAGCGUAAAGCCAACAUGGAGUAA
This is a messenger RNA of Linnemannia hyalina, 3051 nucleotides long. The record is from the annotation of a GenBank genome assembly. NCBI's taxonomy places the organism in Eukaryota, Fungi, Mortierellomycota, Mortierellomycetes, Mortierellales, Mortierellaceae.